AUGGAAUCAUCUGCAGAUCUUCGUUCAAUGAUUGAACAAACAUUAACAAUGAUUAUAACACCUGAUCAACAACUAAUUGAAAAAGGUCAAACACAAUUACAAGCUUUAGAAUUACUUGAUACAUAUACACUUGCAUUAACUGAAAUAUCUAUUGAUAAUACACGUGAUAUUAGUAUACGACAGUUAGCUGGUGUUUUACUUCGAAAAUAUGUUAAUAAACAUUGGACAAGAGAUAUCGAAAAUUUUGUUGAACCUGAAGUUACUGAACAGGUAAAAAGUCAGAUACGUCGUAUUCUUCCACAUGGUUUAAAUGAACCAAAUCAUCGACUUCGUGUUGGUCUUGCAUGCGUUAUAUCAGCUGUAGCUGAAUGGGAUUGUCCAGAAUCUUGGCCAGAAUUAUUACCAUUUUUAAUUGAAUCAUUAAAAACAACGAAUAAAUCUUUAAUUCAUGGUUCAAUUCGUGUAUUAACUGAAAUUGUUCGUGAUCUUGAUGAUCGUCAAUUACCAUUUGUUCUUCCAUUACUUUUACCUGAAAUGUAUCGUCUUAUGGUAUCCAAUGAAUUUAGUUUACGUAUACGUACACGUGCUAUUGGAAUUUUUACAUUACUUGUUUCACUUGUACAUGAUAUAAAUGAACGUGAUAGAAUCUUAUCUGUUGGUUAUAUUUUACCAUAUUUACCACCUUAUUGUGAAGCAUUUAAACGUUUUCUUAUUGCACCUGAUUCAUCUUUAAUGUCUGAUACUGGUUGUCGUAUAGAAACUAUACGUGCCUUAACAUUAUUAUUUAAAAGUUUUCCAAAAUUAAUGCAACAAGAUGCUGCUAAUCUAUUACAAUCUGUAUGGACAUGUUUAACAUCAAAUACAGAAAAUUAUGUUGCAACAGUUGUAUAUAAACAUGGAGAAAUGGAUGCAUCUGUUGAUUCUGAUGGUGAAACUUUAAGUUUCGAAUGUUUAAUCUAUAGUUUAUUUGAAUUUGUUCAAGUAUUAAUGGAUUUAUCAACAUAUAAAAAUUCUGUUAAAACAUCUAUGGAAGAAUUAUGUUAUUAUUUAAUUUUAUAUAGUAGUCGUAGUAUUGAUUGUUUAGAUGGUAGUGAUGAAGCCGAAUCUCGUUCGUUGAAUAAAGUGAUGCAUCCAGAUUGUUCGCAUAUAUCAACCUUUCGAUGUCAAGAACGUAUUGGUCGAUAUCCUUGGUCUUUUCCAUGUGGUGAUGGUGAAUAUCUGACAGAUACUUAUCUGCCAGCUGAUGAGAAAAGGUGUUCUAAUGGUAGGGACAUCGAAUUAACUCGAAUCAUGCUUAACUCAAUGGAUCAUAUUACAAAUAUCAAUUGUCAAAAAGCAUUCUAUUGUGCACUUCAUCUCAAUCGGACGUUCGGUUUAGAUCAAUUUAACGGACUGGUUAUUCUGAAGCCACCUCCAUCUAUUGCAGAUGUAUGGAAUAAUGAUUGUGAACCUUUGGCUCAACAUUGUUCCUCGGAAUGGUUAAUAAUACCGGCAUAUCCUAUUUUGUUUGGUUUUUUUCAAUUUCUUUAUUUUACUAAUCGUUCGGUUGAUCAAUUCAAAGAAAAUAUUAUACCUGAUUUGGUAUGUUUUAAUGAACAAAGUUGUCCUAUGUUAUUAACGAAAAUAGAUUCUAUACAAAUAAUUAAUGGACUAACAUGUUGUCAUCCUUCAAAUCUAACAGAAUUUACUGAAGCGAAAGAUUUUAAUGAUUUAGUGGCAUCUUUUGGCUUUUAUUAUCAUCAAUGCUUGAAAAUGAGUAAUGAAAACUCAUGUAUAAAUUCAUCCUAUUUUUAUUGCAAUGAAUCCAAGAAAUGUAUUCCCAAUUAUCGAGUCGGGGAUGGUGCAUCAGAUUGUAUUUGGAGAGAAGACGAAUCAUUUAACACCUGUCAAUGGAACGAUUCAAAUCGAUUUAAAUGUGAAUCAGAUUCGAACAAAUGUUUAUCAUCAGUUGCACUUGGUAAUGGACUUGCUGAUUGUCCUUCGACCGAGGAUGAACUAUUUUCAUACACGCAAAAUUUAAUAAUCCUAACACCAUUUCCAGAGUUAUGCAAUCAUUACAAUAACAGAAAAAUAUAUCCGCUUGAGCUCACAGAAACCGAUGAAACUAAUUGUGAUUGGUGGCCAUGUAAUAAUCCAUACACAAAUUGUGAUAAAUAUUGGAAUUGUCCAAAUGGUGCAGAUGAACUCAAUUGUCCUAAUACAAAAUGUUCUUUUAAUGAACUUGUAUGUUAUAAAGAACAUUUCGAAUCAUCUUAUUGUAUACCAUUAGUUCAUAUGUACGAGAAAUAUCUUGAUCCUUGUGAUGACACAGAUUUAUUACGUGAAUUCUACUUUUACAAUGAAACCACGAAUAUUAACGAUGAUUACUUCUCAUGGAAUGAUAGUAAAUGUAUCACUUUAGAUAAACUUUGUCGCAUAAAUCAUGAUUUACAAACAGAAUCUACUGAAGAAGAAGAACUAUGCCUUUAUCAGUAUGGAGGUUUGAUGUGGAUAAAACCUGUCGUAAUUUUUCAAAACAAAGAAUAUCUAUGUGAAUUUGAAUUACGAACUGGUAAUGAUGAUUUUGAACGCUUUUUCAAAUCUACAGGAUUGGGUAAUUAUCCAGAAAUAUCGACGAAUCGUUCCGUUUCAUUUAUGUCUAAAAUACAUAAAAAAGAAAAGAUUAUGUUUCAUAUCGAUUCUGAAUUAACUGCAUUCUGUCAUCGAGGUAUUGCUGUGCUAAAUGGUAUGGAUGAGACGAAAAAAUGUUUCUGUCCACCAAAUUAUUUUGGUUCUCGUUGUCAAUGGCAGAAUCAACGUAUUAGUUUAUCACUUCAAUUAAUAUACCAUAGUAUGACAUCUAUUAAUGCUAUAUUUCAAGUUAUAAUCAUACUUGUUGAUGAAGAUAAUGGCAGUACAUCUAAUCAUGAACAAAUUACAUAUAUACCUACUCGUGAUUGUGAUACAAAGUUUAAUAUUUAUUUACUUUAUCCCGAUCGACCGAAAAACUUGUUAAAUAAUUAUUCAAUUCGUAUUGAUCUUUAUGAAAAAACCAAAUUAGAUUAUUGGGCUAGUUGGUAUCUAUCGAUACCUUUUCGAUUUCUACCUGUCAAUCGAAUAGCCGCUAAACUGUCAAUUCCUGAAAUACCAGAAAUACAACCAUGUUCUCUACCUUGUGGAGAACAUGGCAAAUGUAAAAGGUACAUUAAUGAAAAAUUCUUAUUCUUCUGUUAUUGUGAUCAAGGAUAUUCCGGUACUCGUUGUAAUAUUACACAUAAAUGUGAUUGUGCGAAUGGUUCGCUUUGUGUAGAUUCAUCGAGCUGUAUCUGUCCAUUAUAUAAAUUUGGUACUUAUUGUUAUCUGAAACAUUCAGUUUGUCAAACAUCAAAUAAUCUAUGUCAAAACAAUGGAAUUUGUAUACCUACUGAUGAUCGUAUUAGUUCAACAGGCUUUACUUGUUUUUGUCCAGAGAGUUAUUCAGGCGAACGAUGCCAAAAUAAAAACAAUCGAAUUGAUAUACAUUUAGAUGACAAAAUAAUAUCUACAACUUCAUUACUACUACAUUUUAUAACGGGAUUCAACGAUGCUGAACAUGAACGUAUAAGCAUUUUGAAAAAAAUUUCAUUUUAUCAGAAAAUUCUUACAAUUUACGUAUCACAACCAUUUAAUAUUUUACUCGUUGAAAUUCCUAAUCAAUAUUAUUAUUUAGUAGUACUUCGACAAGUAUACAUACCUUCUGAAAAUAUCUCUGUAGAAAUACAAUCAAAACAACGUUGUUCUUCUAUUGACGAACUUGAUAACAAUACUUUUGCACAAUAUGGAUAUUUUAAUCGAACAAAAUAUUAUCCACUUUUAUGUCGACAAGAUUUAAAAUUAAUGUGCUUCUAUGAUGAAGAUCUUAUGUGUAUAUGUGAUACAAAUCGAUUUUCUAAUUGUUUUCUAUUUGAUAAAAAUAUGAAUAAUGAUUAUCAAGGAUAUAAUUAUUGUGAAAAUGGUGGUCAAGGUUUUCAAAAUAAUAACACAUGUCCAACAAAACUUACGUGUAUAUGUCCAGAUUGUUUUUACGGCGCUCGAUGCCAAUUUUCUACUGAAGGUAUCAUUUUUUCACUUGAUGCUAUACUUGGUUAUCAUAUUCAACCGCAUGUUUCACUCAAUCAACAACCAUUAAUCAUCAAAUUAAAUAUUGUUAUUAGUACAACUUUGUUUCUUCUAGGAUUAUUUAAUGGAGUUUUAUCAUUUUUAUUAUUUCGUAAAAAGAAACUAAGACAAGUUGGUACUGGUUAUUAUCUUUUAUUUUCAUCGCUUACUUCAAUAUUUAAUAUAAUUCUUCUAAUAAUUAAAUUUUGGUUAUUAACUUUAUCACAGAUGUCUUUAAUAACUAAUCGAUCUUUUCUUUAUUUUAAUUGUAUUACAAUUGAUGUUAGUUUUAAAAUUCUUUUAGCAUCAAAUGAAUGGUUAAAUGCAUGUGUUGCUAUUGAAAGAAUGGUUAGUGCUACUAAAGGUACUUCUUUUAAUAAGAAGAAAAGUAGAAAAAUAUCAAAAUGGGUAAUUAUUAGUGUAUUUAUAUUAACAAUUUUGACACAUAUUCAUGAUCCUCUUCAUCGUAAGUUAGUCGAUGAUAUGGAUACUGAUGAACAACGAAUCUGGUGUUUUGUUAAAUAUUCAGAUUCUGUGAAUAUUUAUAAUUCAUUUAUUGCACUUUUUCAUUUUCUUAUUACUUUUUUAAUUAAUAUUAUUUGUGGUUUAUGGAUUAUUAAAUCAUUAGCUUAUAAUCGUAGAAAUGUUCAUCGUGAUCAAACACUUCGACAACAUUUAAAUUAUCAAAUACAACAACAUCGACAUCUUUUGAUUGCUCCAUGUUUAUUAGUACUGGUAAAUAUACCUCGUCUAAUUAUUUCAGUUUCAAGUGGAUGUAUGAAAUCAGCUCGAGAGCCAUGGUUAUAUUUGACUGGUUAUUAUCUUUCAUUUAUCCCAUCGAUGUUAACAUUUAUUAUCUUCGUAUUACCAUCAAAAACGUACAAAACUGAAUUUAAUGCAACCAUUGAAGAAACAAAGAGGCGAUGCGGUAUACGUUCGUAA
Molecule: messenger RNA, 5058 nt
Organism: Adineta steineri
Lineage: Eukaryota; Metazoa; Rotifera; Eurotatoria; Adinetida; Adinetidae
Source: the annotation of a GenBank genome assembly